Messenger RNA from Phoenix dactylifera (date palm), 1701 nucleotides. The record is from RefSeq and is a predicted model, not a curated record. Lineage: Eukaryota; Viridiplantae; Streptophyta; Magnoliopsida; Arecales; Arecaceae.
AUGAGUUCUACAUACAGCACUUGGCCAGUUGUUUUGGUUCCAUAUAAUUUGCCACCAUGGAUGUGUAUGAAACAGUCUUCACUCAUUCUGUCAAUGGUUAUUCCCGGUGAUAAGAGCCCAGGUAAUGAUAUAGAUAUUUUUCUGCAGCCUUUAAUAGAUGAAUUGAAAAAGCUAUGGCAGGGUGUUGAUGCAUUUGAUGCUUUCACUGGCCGAACAUUAAAAUUGCAUGCAGCUCUUAUCUGGACAAUUAAUGAUUUUCCUGCAUAUGCUAAUGUAUCCGGUUGGAGCACUAAGGGGCGUAUUGCAUGCCCUUGUUGUGGAGAUUUAACUCAUUCAUAUUGGUUAAAACAUGGAGGAAAAUUCUGUUAUAUGGGUCAUCGAAGAUGGUUAGAAGCAAAUCAUCCAUUUCGACAUCAGAAUAAUCAGUUUGAUGGUACCAUAGAGUUGCGAUCUGCACCUAUUCCACCAACUGGAACUGAAGUUCUUAAACAAACUCAUGGCACUAACUAUAUACCUGGUAAGGCAUUCAACAGUUCAAAGAAGCGGGGAAGAGGGGAUGUUGGCAGCUCAGUGACACAGGUUUUUGAGGACGCUGACAACUUCGAGAAUGAUGACAGUAUUUAUGAACAGAAAAAUGACGAUGGCACAAACUCGGUAUCUACACAGAAGCAGUUAUGGAAAAAAAGGAGCAUUUUCUUUGAAUUACCUUAUUGGGAGUAUAAUCUUCUUCGACAUAAUCUUGAUGUCAUGCAUAUAGAAAAGAAUGUUUGUGAUAAUUUGAUUGGAACAAUGUUAAAUCUUGAAGGAAAGACUAAAGACAACUUGAAAGCGCGUCUUGAUUUGAAAGACAUGGGCAUAAGACAAGAGCUUCAUCCGAAAGAACAACCCAAUGAUAAAUAUUUUAUACCUCCUGCAUGUUACACAAUGUCUACUCCAGAGAAAGAUCUUUUUCUAACGGUUUUGAAAAAUAUGAAGGUUCCAGAUGGGUAUGCAUCGAAUAUUUCAAGAUGCGUUAAUCUUAAAGAGCGAAAACUUACGAAUCUUAAAAGUCACGAUGGCCAUAUUUUGAUGCAAGAUAUCUUCCCAUUGGCUUUAAGAUCAUCAACACAGAAACAAGUUCUUGCAAUUGUGACUCAGUUAUCAUCCUUCUUUAAGGCAUUAUGUUCCAAAGUUCUAGAUCCCAAGGAGCUUGAUCAAUUGGAGUCUAAUGUUGCACUAACACUGUGCCAUAUGGAGAAGAUCUUUCCUCCUGGGUUUUUUACUAUUAUGGUUCAUCUACUCAUUCACUUAGCGGCGGAAGCUAAACUUGGUGGACCGGUUCACUACCGAUGGAUGUAUCCUAUUGAGAGGUAUCUUGUGCGCUUAAAGGAAUAUGUACGCAAUCGAGCCUAUCCCGAGGGAUCGAUUGCGGAGGGAUAUAUUGCUGAUGAGUGUUUGACAUUCUGCUCGAGAUACCUUGAAGGAGUUGAAACUGCUUUUAAUCGACCACAAAGGAAUUACGAUAUUAUACAUAAUGCAGAGGAGUACAAGUUCUCAUCUGGUGGAAGAUUUGUGGGGAAAGCUGAAAGUACUGUAAUUCAUCAUAAAUUAUUGGCACAGGCACAUCGUUAUGUCUUACUCCACAGUGACUUAAUAUCCGAGUAUCGCAGAUAUCGUAACUUUUUUGCUUAUAUUGUUGAUGGAGUUCUUUAUUAUGUGUGA